AUGAGACAGGUAUCGUGGGUGCGCAAGCGUGACCUGAAGAUUCUGACGGUCGGCAAGUUCACCUACACGUCGGACCACAGGUUCACGGCCGUCCACGCUACUGGAUCUGAGGAGUGGGUGCUGAAGAUCACCAGCCCACGGAGGGAAGACUCGGGCGUGUACGAAUGCCAGGUGUCUGUCGAGCCAAAGAUCAGCCAGCCGUUUCGACUCGACGUGGUCGAGACGCCCUCCCGUACGUCACAACAAUGCCUCACGCUCACUGCACGUGGAGACGGUGCGGCGUACGUGGGAACGUCCAGCGAUGCAGAAUCGUCGUCCAAGCGAAAGUCCGUGGGACGCGAGAACACUCCGGAGCAGCUGUGA
Molecule: messenger RNA, 363 nt
Organism: Pollicipes pollicipes
Lineage: Eukaryota; Metazoa; Arthropoda; Thecostraca; Pollicipedomorpha; Pollicipedidae
Exons: 3
Coding region: 1-363 (120 amino acids)
Biological process (GO): synapse organization
Cellular component (GO): neuron projection membrane
Source: RefSeq, a predicted model, not a curated record